Messenger RNA from Pteropus alecto (black flying fox), 1884 nucleotides. It is a transcript of the gene CRYZ, whose product is annotated as crystallin zeta. Gene Ontology annotation, cellular component: cytosol. Bases 145 to 1134 code for a protein of 329 amino acids. Lineage: Eukaryota; Metazoa; Chordata; Mammalia; Chiroptera; Pteropodidae. The record is from RefSeq and is a predicted model, not a curated record. Gene Ontology annotation, molecular function: quinone reductase (NADPH) activity; mRNA 3'-UTR binding; zinc ion binding. The transcript has 9 exons.
GGGGAGAGAGGGGAGAGGAGGGAGAAGAGGGAGAGGCGGGCGGGCGAGGAGGAACCAGCAAAUAUUGAAGACGGCCAGGCUCGCCAUUUUCCUAUGGAAUGUAUAGGAGCCUUAGCAGAGUUUGAUUCCCCACUUUAGAUCACCAUGGCAACUAAACAGAAGUUGAUGAGAGCUAUUAGAGUUUUUGAAUUUGGUGGACCAGAAGUGCUGAAAUUCCAGUCGGAUGUUGCAGUACCAAUUCCAAAAGACCAUCAGGUUCUAAUCAAAGUCUAUGCAUGCGGUGUAAACCCAGUGGACACAUAUUUUCGCUCUGGUACUUAUGGUAGAAAACCACACUUACCCUAUACUCCUGGCUUAGAUGUGGCUGGGGUAAUAGAAGCUGUUGGAGAUAAUGUAACUGCUUUUAAGAAAGGUGAGAGAGUUUUCACUACCAACACGAUCUCUGGGGGCUAUGCAGAGUAUGCUGUUGUAGCAGAUGACAAUGUCUACACACUACCAGAAAAACUGGACUUUAAACAAGGAGCUGCCAUUGGUAUCCCGUAUUUUACUGCUUAUCGAGCUCUGCUCAACAGGGCCCGUGUGAAACCUGGAGAAAGUGUUCUGGUUCAUGGGGCUAGUGGAGGAACAGGAAUAGCAGCAUGCCAAAUUGCUAGAGCCUAUGGCUUAAAGGUUUUGGGCACAGCUGGUACAGAGGAAGGACAAAACAUUGUUUUACAAAAUGGAGCCCAUGAAGUGUUUAAUCACAGAGAAGCUAAUUAUAUUGAUAAAAUUAAGAAAUCUGUUGGUGAAAAAGGAAUUGAUGUGAUUAUUGAAAUGUUAGCUAAUGUAAAUCUUAGUAAUGAUUUGAAUCUUCUGUCAAAUGGAGGACGAGUAAUAGUUGUUGGCAGUAGAGGACCUAUUGAAAUAAACCCACGGGACACCAUUACAAAGGAAUCUAGUAUAAUCGGAGUUGCUCUUUAUUCCUCUACCAAGGAAGAAUUUCAGCAGUGUGCAGCAGCCCUUCAAGCUGGAAUGGAAAUUGGUUGGUUGAGACCUGUGAUAGGUUCUGAGUAUCCACUAGAGAAGGUGGCCCAGGCUCAUGAAAACAUCAUUCACAGCAGCGGGGCGACUGGAAAAAUGAUUCUUCUCAUAUGAUUAAUUCUUUCAUGCAUUUCCUCUGCAAUUAGAGUUUUCUUACCCCAGUUUUACUUAUACUAUCUUUGCUUUAAUUAGCAUUCACUUGAUUCAGUGAACUCCUUAUAUUAAAAGAUAAGAUUUGUUUUUAGAGAUCCUGGGCAUUGGAGUAUAAUUUAUGUUGUAGCUGGUAACAUUCUUUAUGCCUUCUCCCUGUAAUCAAGAAGUCAUCAUAGAAGGAAAUGGGGUGGUGGUCAUUAGCAUUGGUGUGCAUUAUAGAUAUUCCUGAUCCUUGAUCAUUAAUUUCAUACCUUUGACUAAAACAUGCUAAUUGAAAAUAAGACUGCUUGAUCUCCAAGCCUGUAUUCUUAUAAAGAUUCUUUUGUCUCUGAUUAUCCCAGAACUGUUUUAGACGGAAGAUUUUCUGGACUAAACAAAACUCCUUUUCUAAAAGGAGUUUCUAAUUUUAUGUGGAUCUCCAAGUUUUUUGGAAGGUCAAGAUAAACAAUAUCCAGAGAAAUUUGUUAGUUUUCCAAUAUUUUCCAAAAUAUUAGGACAUUCACUAUGUUAAUGGUUGCUUACCAGGCAUUCAUAUAUUUUGUGAGGACAGCAGCCUUAUCUUUGGUAUAAUAUGAUAUUACGUACAUAGUCUCCAAAUAGAUCCUUCUUGAUUGACUUGAUUUCAAAUUAGAUUUAGAAUUAUCUGUUUGUGUGAUGGGGGUCAUAUAUUUUUAUCUAAAUCAAUAAACAGUUUUGACACAUUAAGAAUAA